This is a messenger RNA of Tribolium madens (black flour beetle), 2366 nucleotides long. It is a transcript of the gene ida, whose product is annotated as anaphase-promoting complex subunit 5. Lineage: Eukaryota; Metazoa; Arthropoda; Insecta; Coleoptera; Tenebrionidae. Gene Ontology annotation, biological process: positive regulation of mitotic metaphase/anaphase transition; protein K11-linked ubiquitination; anaphase-promoting complex-dependent catabolic process. Gene Ontology annotation, cellular component: anaphase-promoting complex. Gene Ontology annotation, molecular function: protein binding. The record is from RefSeq and is a predicted model, not a curated record. The transcript is spliced from 7 exons. Bases 44 to 2335 code for a protein of 763 amino acids.
CUGUCAUCAAGUUAUCUAACCUAAAAAAAAUUUAAAAGUUUUCAUGGAACGGGUGAGAGAACGGCUAAAAAUGCCUACAAACGCCGAAAGUACAACUUCAAAAAAGUCCAUCGUAGAUGUAAUUACUCCUCACAGGCUAACGGUUGCAAUUUUGAUUCGUGACUAUUGCUUAUUUCGGGAUUCAGACCGGUUUAUUUGUGAAGACGACGGGGUCCUUAAAGCCAGAUACCGGCGAGACUUUUGUGUCUUGAUUCUAAAGUUGCUGCAAAGUCCUGAUCUCAGUUUAGAGGAGCUACGAAAUAUUUUAGUUUCAACUAAAUAUGAAGUGCACCAGAGCGUAAUUGACGCAUUUGAUGAAACACUUUCCAAUUUAUACUCCAACGGAACGGGGAAUAUGCUAGAUAUUAUUGAUAGUUUUAACAGGAUCAUGACUUUCAAUGAAAAUAUCGCAGCAGGAAUAGAACAGAACUGUUUUGUGAGCAAGAGUAGCAUUGUUGGUUAUUAUUUGAGAAGAUUGAUUGUUAAUUUUGAUAAACUCACUUUUUCUGAAGUUACAAGUGUUUAUUUAACUUUUAAAAGGUAUUAUGAAGAGUGGCAAAAAAGCUUAACCACUCGUGAUCAAAUAACAAUAGAAGUUAAUAAAGUCAUUUGUCCUGAUGAUUGGAGUGCUAACAGAGAUCAGUGGUCUAGACGUCAAGCUGAAUUAUUUAUUGCGACUCAAGCGGCUCUUUUAACUAACAAUGAAGAAAAAGCAUUACCACCGCAAGAACUUCACAAUAGAAUCUCAAAUUUGCUCAAAUCGAAUCCGUCACUGGCAGAAGCUCACUUUUUAUCGUACUUAAAUUAUUUGAGAGUGAAGGAAUUUUGUGGUGCUAUUGAUAGUCUUUAUCACUGUUUUGACAGAAGCACUUUAACAGACAGCAAAAUCUCAUCUGAGGACAAAAGCAAAGUUUAUAGAUUUGCUGCACUCAACCUGGCCAUUUUGCACUACCAUUUUGGCCACAAGGAAGAAGCUCUCGCAUCUCUUAGAGAGGCAAUAAAAAGCUCUCAAGCCGCAAAUGACAACGUUUGUCUUCAACACGCUCUUUGUUGGCUGUACCGCCUCACCCCUGUCAACAAAGAAAAACUACUUGAACACUCUGUAGCUAAAAGUUUCGAAUUAAGUCUCUCCUACACGGCUUCGCUCGGUAUCCAGACUUUUGUUCAAUAUGCGUGUCUCAUCUCGGGCCAUCCGCACCAAAUUUUCGAGACGUUAACAAAAGGUGAUUUGAUUAACUGUCAAAAUAUUUUGCAAGAUCUUAUUUCGAACAGUUAUGCCGUUAAAUCGGCCCUUUGGCAGUUUUACGGCAAGACCGAAAUGUCGUCUCUUUGGAGCCAGUUGCUUUUUUAUCUCAAUAUUGACAAUAGCAACGAUAGCAAAGCAGUCUAUGGUGAAGGUUUCUGUAUGGCGAUUUGUAACGUUGCCAAUCAUCUUCUCAUGCAAGGAAAUUAUAACUUAGUCAACACUGUUUUAAACUUUGCGAAAGAAAAAUUUCCAAAUGAGCCCAAUUCGCACAUUUGGAUGUUGUGCGAGAAUUUAUUUAUUUUCGUGCUAGCAUUACAUCAUGAGAACUGGAGCGAAGCUGAAACUGCAGCUCAGAAAAUUUUAGUCGUCGAUAAGUGGGAGGGUUACUUGAGACUCGCGGAAUUGUAUUACUACAAGCAGGAUUACAGCGAAGCACACAGAUUUGUUGAUAUUUUGAUAAAUCGCUUUCAGAGUGAUAACAAAUACAAACUUAAAAUUUUCUACUAUGUUCGAGCCAAGAUUUUACUAGCGGAAAUUGAAUUUUCGAGUUGUUAUCCGGAUAAAGUUUCUCCCGAAAUUAUGACACUUCUUAGCAACUGUCUUAUAGACACUGAUAAGCACAAUUUGGAUUACCAUUCUGCUUUGAUUCACUUGCACAUAGCCAAUAUUCAAUUAAGUUUAGGCAUGACAAGUCAGGCGUUAAAAAUUUUGGAUAGAUGUCUCGUUCAGAUUUUGGCACAUGGGGGCAAUUUUGAUAGAGCUAGAGCUGUUUUAUUGUAUGUCAAAUGCAUGGUAGCGCAUUCUGGGCAACUUGAAUCCAGUGAGAGGAGAGAGAUUAUUUUAAAGGCUGCUCAAAUGUUAGAGAAAGUGAAAGAAGAUUUUAGGGCCGUGGAGGCUUAUUCGAGGGUCAAAGAUGUAUUAUAUUUGCAGGCGCAACUUUACAACAGCAUAGAUUUGAGGAGUGAGAGAAACAGAUGCGCGUUGGAAUUUCGGCAACUGGAUGAAGAAAGGACUACGAAAAAUUAUUAUACCCUAGUUAGGUUUUUGUAAUUUGUGAAAUAAAUGCAGUUGAAACCAUUAA